GUCCAAGGACUCUACCGCCAAGGCCCAGAACCUCAUCAAUCAAUCCAUCGCUUCCGCCACUGGACCAUCUCCUGGUGCCCACGCGGACUCCCGGGGUGACGAUGCUGAUAAAAAGGUCGGGAAAGGACGAUUCAGUCGACACUUGGGAACGCAAUCCAUCAUUGCGGUUGACGAACGUGAGGAGGUAGCUGAGGAAGAAAAGGAAGAAGACCAUGGAAUGGUGACGGCUAGUGCUGUGGAAAGUGCUGAUGCCGACCCAGCGACAAAUACGAAGCUUGGCAAAGAGAGCACACAUGCUGAAAAAGUCGCCGCAUACAGGAAGGCGAACAACUUCUUGAAUGGAGCUACUUCUCCUCGUGGUUCGAGAAAAAUUAAAUUUAGAGCACAGAAUGAUAGAUCCAAUGGACGAGAUUGGGAGCGAAUGCAGCAGCAAAAAAGUGUCAGGAUCUGCCAAGGUUUACUUUGUAUUGUUGUGAUUGUUGGAGUUGCCGUUGGGUCAUGGCUCGGUUUGGGCAACAACACUUCAGUUGCAACUGAACCAUCCCAAGUCAUCGGGAAUGCCACCAACGAUCUCUCGGAUCUUCCAGUCAGUAGUGAGUCUCCGACUGAAAGUACUUUCACGACUAUAAACAGUGCAACUACCGCACCCAGUGGAGUUCCUAGUAGUCUUGAUGUCCAGUUCUUUCCGCCGUCGGUAGAAGACUGUGAUGCCAUUGCAAAAGGGGAUGCGAUCCAAGGCCAAGACAUACUGCCCGUUCAAAGCUACCAGCUGAACCUGGAUGCUACUCCUCUUAUUCCAAUGGUUUUGAGUUUCUCAGCCGACAUCAUUGAGAACAAACUUGAAGAGCUGCUGGUUCCAGUGCUCACUGGAUGCGAUCGAGUUGUCCGAAAACUACGCGGUGGUCAGUUUGCGCAUCAUCGCCAUCUCAUCGGUGACGCCAUUUUUUCGUAUGCAAUUGGGAAUGUGGUGGUCAGUGCGAUCGGAGUCGAGGGGGCACAAUGCAUGGAGGAUUCAUACACAGGGUGCCAUCGAGUCAGUGUGAAGCUUGACAUUGUGGUGAAGGACGCGGCGGUCAAAAUCUUCGAUGUAUUUGGCGAACUCAGCGCUGUUUUGGGGGGUGGCUCCCUUAUCAAGAAACUUGAGGUGACUACCCUCUAUCAAAGCAUGAUCAUUGUGAAUCUAGGUCCACUUGAUUCAUCAGCAUCUCCUAGUGCCAACGAUGCGGAACCAACGCCAGCGCCAGCAAUUCCAACGUCAGAGCCAACACAGCUACCCACAUUUGCUCCUAUGGCUGAUGAAAGUCGUGCACCGAGUCCACAACCAACCCCUGGACCAAGUUCUCCCCCAACUUCGCAACCAACAGCGCUGCCUACUGUACCUCCAACACAAGUGCUAUCACUAGCACCCACAGUUGCUGUAACUCUACGUCCCACUCAGAAUCCGACUCGAGAAUCGUCUUUGAAUCCAUCUUCUGUCCCUUCGCUCAGUCCAUCCAUGGAACCAACCUUGAGGCCAUCACAACUCCCAUCCAUGGUACCUACGCUUCAACCCACAGAAACUCCGUCUCUUGCACCAAUAGCCUUGUCAACUAAUCGAUGUGAAUACCUUGAGUCCAAGCUUGGAGACAGAGCUUCAUUGCACCAGCUCGCAAUUCAAUGGAUGUGCGAAACGGAUAUAUGGGAGCCCAGUGAAGAAGAGAGUUACCCAGAGCAAUGGCACGAUCGGUAUGCUGUUGCAGCAUUGUUAUACGCUGCAAAUAAUGACAAUCCUGAAACCUUCAACCACAAUGAUCUUGCUGGAGCGACCACACAAUCGACCUGCACUUGGACUUCUACUCAGUAUAGUUUUCUCAGGUGUUCACAAAGCACGGAAGGUUCCAAAGUAACAGCAAUCCAUGUCGGAAGCAUUCUCAACACUGAAGCUGGCUAUCUCCCGGUGGCAAUUGGUCUACUGACGAGCUUGAUGAGUUUAAGUACCGUGCGUACAGGCCAAGGGAUACCAACCGAGAUUGGGCAGCUGAAGGCCUUGGCAUACCUGGGAAUAGGUGCUGUUGGACAACCUGAUUACGCAAAUAUCAAUCAAUAUCAAAGCACCAUUCCAACCGAGAUUGGUGCCCUAACAAAACUUGUAAGACUAUCUUCAUACCAUGGUGGACUUGUGGGUAGUAUUCCAACAGAAAUUGGGGAGUUAAGCCAAAUGGUUUCGUUGGCUUUCUUCAGUAGUGGGAUAGAAGGAUCCAUACCAACAGAAAUUGGAAACCUUGGUCAACUUACUCAUACUUAUGUUGCCUAUAACCCAAAUCUUGCCGGAACUCUCCCAUCAGAAAUGGGAAAUUUGAGCCAACUGGUGGGUGUGAAUCUAGCUGGUAACAAUCUUGAAGGCAUUAUCCCAACAGAAAUUGGGAACUGGGGCCAAGUGAAACAAAUUUACUUCGUUGGUAACAAUUUCAAAGGAAGUCUACAAUCGGAAGUAGGAAAAAUGAGCCAAUUGACUCAGCUUGGUAUUGGUAGUGCUAUUGAAGGAACCAUUCCAUCUCAAAUUUGGAGUCUAAGCCAGAUGAUCAAUCUGAGUAUCGGCUCUCGCCUGGAAGGAACAAUUCCAACAGAAAUUGGAAACUUGAGUCAACUGACAAUGCUUGGUCUUGGCUCUCUCCUGGACGGAACGAUCCCGACAGAAGUUGGGCAAUUGAGCAAGUUGGCCUAUCUCAGUUUUUCCGGCAAUAUUGAGGGUACUAUCCCAACUGAGAUUUUUAAUUUGGAGCAAAUGGUUGGUUUGGCUCUCGCCGGUAGUCUCGAAGGUACUAUCCCAACAGAAAUUGGAAAAUUGAGCCAAUUGAGUCAUUUGAAUAUUCAAAGAAAUAAUAUUGGAGGAAAUAUCCCAUCAGAAAUGGGAAACUUGAGCAGAUUGGAGGAUCUGAUAAUGAUUGGAAACAAUCUCAAAGGCACUCUCCCAACAGACUUUGGCAGACUUACAGCAAUACGUAGACUGUGGCUUAGUAUCAACACACUAACGGGUGCAAUCCCCCCAAUCUUUGCAAGUGUAACGUGUCAGCUUGGGUACAAUUGCUUCAACGACACAGCCAAUGGUGUUUCAGUGGGUUGUUCGGUCGAUACCUCACCACAACCAAAGUGUGUCUAA
Cylindrotheca closterium is the source of this 3139-nucleotide messenger RNA. The record is from the annotation of a GenBank genome assembly. Lineage: Eukaryota; Bacillariophyta; Bacillariophyceae; Bacillariales; Bacillariaceae.